CAGCUCAUCACGCGGGUCAUUGCAGUCUGCUUUAUAUUCAAGAAUUUCGUGAACCUGAUGACAAGUUACAAGUUUGAAGAAUUCUUUAUCGUUUUCGAUGAUGCCCUUGAGUGUGGACGGAUGGCACUGAGCUAAGAAUUCACGGUGUUAUCGCCUGUAGACGAGGUCAGUUCUGAGAAACUUCUUCACAGACUUGUUUUAUUCAUUGAGAGUGAAAUCAUAUUGUGCAACAUCACUAUGAAUUUUGGCUGAGUGCAAUAUUGCGGUAAACAUCUACAUGCCAACAAUUUUGUAUGCUCGAAGAGGAGCUCGACUCAAACCUGUUAUCUCUUGAGAUUUGUUUAGCGACGGUGGGUUUUCAAAAAUCAUUUCUAUAGAUUUCCUAGAAGUGCCCAAAACGUUAAACUCAGCCGCAUUGAAAUCCAAUGUAGUACUAAAUCGGAAAUCAACACAGACGUAUUGUUGCUUAAAAGUUAAUAAUAUAAAUAUUAAGUUUUGUCGUAAAACAUUUAAGACUUAAUUGAAGCUUUUUUGUGGUUACAUUUUCAGGCAGCUGUUUCAUGAAAAUUCUUUGGAUUAUGGGCUUAUAUUAUGACCGUUCAGAGUAUAUAGCAACUAAACUAGCAUCAGGCUGCAGUUGUGAUUGGGUUGAUUCAGAACAGAUUGAUUGUUCUAUGAAAGUGACUGUAUGUUAGUCAUGUCCGGACAAGCUUUGUAACAGACUUCAGUAUCGAAUAUACAAGGCACUUCAAAGGAUCUAAAAAGCAGUUUCCUGGCUUAAAAUGGCCGAUGUGGAAAUGGCAAACGUGACUAAUGGGUCUACGACUAGAAUACGAGUUGUGACACGCAACGGGUCAACCAGCAACAAGACCGCAACUAAUAAACAUUCCUUGUCCGAUGACAAGGAGUCUUCUACAGACGUCCCACACGAACUCUCAGAUGACCUAAAGCUAGAAUCAGUCGAUAUAAGUUUGAUUCAGCGGAGGACUUACUUACUUUCCGCCGGAAUUGGGGACACUAAUCGGUCUUUCAAUCGUUUCAAAGGUUGGAUCGGUCUCGUAAUAUGGAUCUUCAAUAUGGUCAUUCACUUCGGUUUGGAUUUUUACGAGGCGGUAUUUGUGUUUGAAGUGUCUUGGGCAACAUGUAUUGGUGUGUUUCUAAUAACGCUUGUAGCUUGCUGUUACUCCAUGAUAAGGCAUUCUGUUCCAUGGUUUAUUAAGGGGGUGAAAAAACUCAAGAGAGAUGGACAUUAUCCCAAGACUCUAAAACGUGUUUACCUUAUAUUCAAGGUAAGUAUGUGUCCAUUGUCGCCAAUGUUCUAAUCCCCCACUGUUUGUAGUUUCCUUAAUGAAAUUGUUUGGUAUUUUAUCAGAUUCUUCUCAAAACGUUUAGAGGGCCAAUAACUGUGAGAUUAUAUCAAUCACAAUCACACCCCUGAUGUAUCCAAUUCUUCGCGUUAUCCAUCCAACUGCGCAUUUAUUUUAAAUUCAUUUAUAUCAAAUUAGAUACCGGGUUUGCUGGAUUUGCUCCCUAUGCGAUUAUCUCUAGGAAAUGCAAAUAAAUCCAGGAAUAGCCCGAGUGUAUAUAUAUUUUGAGGAUCCUUUUAUCGCUUCCAACCUGUUCCCCACCGAUAUCUAAUCAAAUACAUUGGCCUCGCGGUUUUUAAUUUCUGCAUUAUCCUGAUCUCAGAAUUUACUCUUAUUCUUUCUAUUCGUACAAACUAAAACGUUUUACACCUCAAUUUUUUUGGAGAGGAGCUAAGAAGAAAGAAAUCUUUGCGAUCUAGUAGGUAUUCGAUCCCCGAGGUUUCUCAGAGUGAACGCCGUCUCAUGUAGUCUCUGAAAUGAUUUAUUUCACGGUUGUAUGUCUAAAAAUUUUUUUUAUUGUCCUCUUUUUAUCUAUUGAAUCAAUGAAAAAGAGGCUACCUACAGUUGUUUUUCAUUUGUGAGUGAUUAACAGAAACCAACCGAACGGAGGAGACAAUUACCUCUCUUUUGUAUCAAUAAAAAUAAAAUUUGAGGCCUUCAGGAGUUAUGGUUCGUGGAAACUAUAUUUAAUUGAAGUAAAAAAAAAAUUGUUUUGAACUGCAUGUUAAAAAUAAGACACUGUUUUCGUUUUAUGAAAACCCUGAUGGAAAACAUUUUUAGGUUUCAUUUCCUUGUCGAAAAACAAUAAUUGUUAACUUUUGCGAUGAGAUAUUCAUUUUCAGAAAGUCCGUACGUCUGUCAGUGAUUCUUUUAUAGCAGUUUGUUUCUUGUAUUUGAUUUGUUUGAUUUGAGUACUAAGUCCCCAUGACACGGAAACUCCAGGUUGUCAACCGACAAGAAUGCUUCACACUGUUUCAGGCUGACGUUUUGUUUGAUUAAGAAAACUAAUUAGUAAGAAAGUUUCCUAGGCAACCUUGGGUCGGAAGAUAAUUGGCAAUUAUUGUAUUGGGCUUUCGUAUGAUGUGAAGAAUUAUGUAGAUCGACUAGGAGAUUAGUCUGCUACACAGCCGUUUUUAGUGUCGUCACGCAACGCUCCUCCCCACAGUGGGGAGGAGCGUUGUGUGACGACACUAAAAACGGCUGUGUAGCAGACUACUAGGAGAUAGCCUGUGUACAGGCCCCCCCCUCCCCUCAGUAAAAAUCGCAAAAGGGGAAGGGGGGAGGGGGGUCUGCACACAGGCUACUAUGAGGGUGUUUCGGCCUCGGCGGAUAACACCCAACCUCCGAGAUCUGCAUAAUUCUUCAGAUCAUUCUUAAGCCAAAUCCAUUAGUUGUUUUUCUAAUUCAUCCAAAAUAUUUAAUACCUUAAAACAUACUUGGAGGCGAUGUUAAGUUCCCGCCUUCAUUUGCCUGCCGCUUGGCAAACUCAGGUUGUAAGCGGAUGUAAAGUCUAGUUAGUCUAACAGAUAUCCUGUCCUCUCAAUAGCAGUUAUUAUCGUUUCGUUUUUGCUAUCACUUUUUCGCAAAACAUGUAAAAAUUUUCUACGCGCAUUUUCUUCAUUAAAACAGCUGAGCUACUGCUACCUCGUCCUUGCAAUAGCCUGGACUAUUGACGUCAUUUUACCGGAUAUCGCAAAACGUCUUCAAAUAUGAUCAACGCUAACUGGUUAUAAAGCCUAGCCGUGGGAUUUGAGCCAAACAGAAGCGGCGAAACGGUGAAAGGAAGAGGAACGCGCUUACCGAGAAGUGCCGGAUUUCUCCCUUCCCUUCGGAGCUCCUUUCGCGCGGAUCACAGUUAAAUCAUAAAGGCUUGUGUAUCUGUAAUUGGAUGACUUAGUGCAAUGUAGCCUGGACUGUUUUUGGGUUACUCGUUCCCAAAUUCUCUAUUUAUAUUAGUUGUCCACUUAACUGGUGUUUAUACUUGUGCCGGUUUUCAAAUUGCUUUUUUUUUUAUCAGUUUAUGCCUAUAGUUGUGGUUAUGUUUGCCAUGGGUGCAGCUAUGGGUCAGUUUGGAUGUUACGCUUAUGAUGGAGCUCUCAAACUCAGCUUCUCCAAGCUGUCGAAUAAGACUGGAGUCAUGAUUCCUACUGGAAUUGACGUGCUGUUCAACAUUCUCAGAGCAACAAGCCUGUUCCACAUCUUUUAUGGAUUUUGUCUGCUACUUGUGUUCCACUUGAGUUUGAUCUUCAUGAUUCAAAGCUCAAUGCGUGAAUUUAACGGUAAGAGAGCUGUUCUCAUUCAAAAUAGUUUAUAGUAUUUUUUUUCUACAGAAAUAAGUAGACAAGGUGUAAUUGAGAUAAAAUAUCUUCUCAGGUUAAACGGCAAAUAUUCAACCUGUUUGUUCAGAAUUUCUUUUGUAUCCUAGCCUUAAUUGUCCAUAUGAACUAAAGUAAAUUCCUGGCUUUACCUGGGAACGGCGAAAGAUCAGCGGCAUGUAUUAUUUAGUGGGGAGGGGCGACCUCACAUUUUCCUUCUCUAAUCACUCCUCUUCGGUCCGUUCCUACGAUCUGAACAGCUGGAGCAGGCUUCUGGAUUGCCCAACUGUCCACUGAUUUCUUUGCAGGAGGGUGUUUUAAACCCCUAUACAGUCGAAUCUCCAUGUGCGGCCACUCCUCGCAAGCUAUCACCUCCUAUAAGCGACCACCAAUCCAAAACACCAAAUUUUUACGAGCCAAAGCCUCACAGUUGGAACCUCUAGUAAACGACCACCUCCUGUAAGCGACCGCGACCACUUUUUGGGCCUUACGGUUAAUGAUUUUCCAUUGUUUUUAACCUCUUGUAAGCGACAACUUGACGCAUUCUCUGAUCUCUAUGUUCGCUAUGUCCACUAUGCUACUUAGAUUAUACGAAGAACUUUAGUGGCAACAUGGAACUACACAUGUCUUAACUUAGACAUUGCAUGCAAUAAGUCAUCUUCCAUAAAGUAGAUGUGCCUGGACCUCUUCUCGGAAGACUGGGGGCCCUGUGGUUCGAUUCUUGUAAGCGACCACUCAGUCUUUGCAUUUCUGGUCAGUGGUCGCUUACGCGAGGUUCGACUCUACACACAAAAGUUUAUGGCCUAAUACUUAUAACAUUUUGCCUUUUUCCUGCCCGCCCCUAGCAUGCUUCAGGCCCCCAGAUAGUGUAGGGAAGACGCGAAGGUGAAAGGCACGCGAAAAGUUGGCGGGGAGGGAAAAAAGAAUCGAAGGGAUAGCACCCGACCGUCUCGGCGUAUGGAACAGGCUAGCCCGCCUCAAGACCCCUCGUAUUUCCUUACCUUAAAGAGUUGCUAUUAAUAACGGGGUUACCUGAAAAAUAAUACCAUCAGGUUUUGCUAAAAUAGGCACCUGAAACGGCUUCGUCUUUAUUUGCCAUCAAGUGCAAAACCGUUUUCCUGCCAUGAAGCACACCUGUCUGGUGAGACAGUUGAAUUUCAUUUUUAACUUUGAUGUUCUCAUAUUACUUUUCGCUUCAGAUCGGAUGGGUAAACUUUUCCGUGAAAAUCCAAUUCAGGUGGCUUUUCCCGAAGCUGUCAAUCUUUUCUCUGCUCGCGCCAAGUUUGUUCGUGAAGGAAGCCAGAAGAGCACGGUACGUUAUUGAGUUUGCAAGUGCGUAGAUUAGAACUUUAUUGGUGGGUUCACCACGGGAUGCAAAAUUUGCAUUUGAGCAGUUACCAGCAUCUUACAAACAACUUAUUGACCAACCCCAAGCAAAAAUCGAGAACAAUGGACUAACUGGACAAAAACCGACAAUUUGACUAGAAAUAAAAUGACGUAUAUUAUAGUACAUUUAGAGUCUUUACAGCCAAGGACGUCACGGAACUUGAUUGACCAAGUAGGUCAACAGCUAGCUCGAAACCUUUCGAGCUAACGUAUAUUUUAGUAUCAAUUUUGUAUUUUCUUACACAGGUUGUUUAUCUCAACAGGUUGUCCUUACCACUCUUCUGGUUGCCUGCAGUACUUCGUUUGUUCUGAAUGCGUACAACUUUUUGUUCUUAAAGCGGUUUGCUAUUUAUGUGUGGUUCGCCAUAGCACCUCUUAUCUGGGUGGUGUGUCCGCUUACUGGAGCAGCUUGGGUAACGAAGACUUACUUGAGGUACAAGCUGGUGGUGGUUAACGCAUGGGUUGAUAUCCCUGAGGUAUGCUAUGGAUGACGUUUGUUCAGUAAAGUGCCGGAAAAGAUAAGCAAGCCUUGAUGACCGGUCUAUAUCACACUCGUAUCCAAUCGCUAUUUAUGUGUUUUGGGAGUGAGAGAAGAUUGGGGUUAGGCGCGCGUGGGGUCUCAUGGGAAGGGAAGAAGGAAAAAUAGCGUCGCCCGCACGCGCCUCAACCUAACCCCCAAUCUUCUCUCAGCCCCAAAACACAUAAAAAGCGACUGGGUACAAGUCUGGGUCUAUAUGAUCUUCAAAAGCUCGUAGUACUCGCAAACAGGGAGUUUCUUGUUGGAGAUGGUGCUGCCAGCACAUAUGAUCCAACAGGGAAGUCUGAAAAGUCACUGACCAAAUCCCACAACACAAUAACUACCAACAACAGUUUCCGCAAGGAGAACCGCAUUCUCCGUACGACUCCAGCACCACCCCACGUCAAGCUAAAGCAGAGGUCGGCAGAGGUGUGGAACCUUUGAGAUUUCCUACAAUUUGUAGGUCGUGACUUCACUACAAUGCAAAAAUUGGAAGUGAGGUUUUCGAGUAAUGCUCGUUCUUGUUUGAUUACAUGACGAUCAGUCUGAGUCCUUUUCCGAAGAUCUGAUUUUGAAGUAUCCAUCCAAGUCAAGGCCGUGAUUUGCAGGGCUACGUCUUGCGAUAUACAAUGCAAGCCUGCUUUUGUGGCGGUUUAUUCCCACGUAACAUGUUCCCUUUUGGUCGCAAAGGGCCGGCGGUUUUUUUGGAUAACUAUACUUACGUUUUUACUUUUAUCAAUGCUUGCAGGAACACGAACUUGAAGCGUUAGCGCAUGACUAUCUACAUCAGUCACAUUCGGACACUCGCUCCAGGUCGCCAUCACCGAUAAGGGCCAGGAGGGGUGCUCCUAGUGAGGAGAAAAUAAGGUCCAAAGAAACGCCUGAUAAGAAAGACGCGGUGGGAUUUAAGAAUAAAGGCUUUACAAACGAUGACUGCAAUGUAGCUGUUAAAACAGAGGCCAAAAAAGCUCCAAAUUCGAGGUAAUAAUUCCAUGAGGGAAUACUCUUAUUUUUAAUAAUUUUCGCUAGAAUCGCAAAACUGAAAAUUUAACACGCGGACUUUCAUACCCUGCAUCAUAGUUUAUUAGUCUACAUCAAUGUCAGUGUACUAUAUUGGCUAGUCCACGUUCUGUUUUACAGUUUUUGCGUGCGAGCUCUCUUCGCCUGAAUCAAGGUCCUACUCUUACGGCAAGGAGUUCUUGUAAGAUAUCAGUGGCGCAGCUGUCAAGAACACCUUCCGGUAAACACGUCUUUCACACAUCUGUUUUUAAAAUAUUUCAGGAAAAACAGUGAGAUAUCCAUACAUUUCUCCGCGGACGAAAGAGCAUCAAAACUGAAACGAGGAUCAUUACGAGGCACAACUCUCAAUAAAACACCGAAGAUUUUACUUACAGAUUACGAUCAGGUUAAUGAAAACGCCGUUUCCUCUCAGACAUUGAAUCUCAGGAGAUCCAAAAGCGAAUCUUCCUUGACAGAUGUUGAAAAAGUUGACAAAUAUCUAGGGAAUCAGGAAGUGGCUCUAAGCGGAAGCUCAUCCAGCGAAAACGUCCCUGACGUGGUGAGAAUAGACAUAGAGGGAUCUCAGUCUUCGGAAAACCCAUCUCAAGCCACUCAGGGAACUCUUGUUUCCAGUGGCACUUUGACUUCCUCGUACAAGUCUACCUCGUUUAGCGAUUCCACUGAUCGCCAUACGAGUUCCGAUGGCGAGCGGGUUGCGGAAAAAUUGACAGUGCCUUCUCGGGAUGAAAGUGCCCAGAAAAAAGGCGAAAGCCAAGAUUCUCUACCCAGAGUAAACUUUUUAACUGGUAUGGCGAAAACGUUUCAUCAAUGGCGAACAAAAACGAAGAAGAAGCGUAAGUUUAACUACGAAAAGUACAUUAUCUAUUUGGAGAGUAUUUUGCCUACAGUGGGAUUUUCAAUCGGUGGAGUUAUCAUUACUUUCAAUGGAAUUUAUACUUUUAUUGUGGUUUUAACAUUUUUAGUCGGGGUCUUCGCUCAAGAAGCUUUUUUUGGAAAUUAAUAAAAAAGUAGGUUCAUGAAGAUUUGAUUAAGUUUGAUGAUACAAACA
Molecule: messenger RNA, 7653 nt
Organism: Porites evermanni
Lineage: Eukaryota; Metazoa; Cnidaria; Anthozoa; Scleractinia; Poritidae
Source: the annotation of a GenBank genome assembly